CCCGAGAUGGCGGCGCCCUCGAGGGCCUGAAAGCACGGCUCAUGUCUGUCAACGGAGCGGUGUGGGGGCGUGUGCGGAGCCGUCUGCGAGCCUUCCCGGAGCAUCUGGCGGCCUGUGGAGCUGAGGCCUCGGCGUAUGGCAAGUGCGUGCAGGCGUCCACCGCCCCGGGAGGCCGCCUGAGUAAGGACCUCUGCGUUCGCGAGUUCGAGGCCCUGCGGAGCUGCUUCGCCGCCGCGGUAGGUGGGCGUGUCCCCGCUGCGUCCUCCCCGUCUGGCGUCCUCUUUUCUGCCGAGCAACUCCAGCGAAAGGGGGACGGGGCCUCCAGGAAGGGCAACCCGAUGAGACCGACCCCAGCUCCGCUUGGUUUCUCGCAGCGAUUCCUGUCGGAUGCCAGGCGGCGUCCUGCUAGGCACGCACCCCGGACGCACCCUGUCACCGAGGAGUCAAGUGCAGGGUCCGCAGCAGGUUCUCACUGCAGCACAGCAGCGAUGCUGAGAGCUGCUUGGGUUCCUGAUCCUGCCCUUCUUGCCCAUGACCCCUCCAGUAGAGCUAGGGUCGGAGGUUAAGAACCCAGGGCGACAGACACAGUGCAUCUGGUGCCGUUUGCUGGUGUUCCACAGUAGCCUCGGCAGGGAGAACGGUGUUUGGGGGAGCUGACUGCAGCCCAGCCUCCCCUGCACGCAGCCUUAGACUGGUUUCCCGGCAGAGGCUGUUCAGUCAUCAGGUGUUGUGAUUUUCUUGUUCCUUCUAAUUUGACCCCUCCCUGCCUUGUGGCUGCCUCCCAACCCUGUGCCCCUCCCUGAGCGAGAAGGCGACCAGACAAGCCUUUACUCUUGUGGUUGGUGGCCAGCAGCUGUCAUUGAAACCCUAGACA
Messenger RNA from Mus pahari (shrew mouse), 874 nucleotides. RefSeq names its product NADH:ubiquinone oxidoreductase complex assembly factor 8 (gene Ndufaf8). The record is from RefSeq and is a predicted model, not a curated record. The coding region runs from base 42 to 566 and encodes 174 amino acids. NCBI's taxonomy places the organism in Eukaryota, Metazoa, Chordata, Mammalia, Rodentia, Muridae. Gene Ontology annotation, cellular component: mitochondrion. Gene Ontology annotation, biological process: mitochondrial respiratory chain complex I assembly. The transcript has 2 exons.